Pelobates fuscus (common spadefoot toad) is the source of this 2631-nucleotide messenger RNA. RefSeq lists its product as uncharacterized. The record is from RefSeq and is a predicted model, not a curated record. The transcript has 6 exons. Bases 1 to 2631 code for a protein of 876 amino acids. NCBI's taxonomy places the organism in Eukaryota, Metazoa, Chordata, Amphibia, Anura, Pelobatidae.
AUGCAAGCUCUGUGUAACCUGUCUGGAAGGAAGGAACGGCUGAGUCUGCAGGAGGAGGAGGAGGAGGAGGAAGCAACCCUCAAACACAACCAGCCUCCACCUCCCACAGCAACCCCCAAACACAACCAGCCUCCACCUCCCACAGCAACCCCCAAACACAACCAGCCUCCACCUCCCACAUCCAACCCCAAACACAACCAGCCUCCACCUCCCACAGCAACCCCCAAACACAACCAGCCUCCUGCUCCCGACAUCCAACCUCAAACACAACCAGCCUCCACCUCCCACAGCAACCCCCAAACACAACCAGCCUCCACCUCCCACAGCAACCCCCAAACACAACCAGCCUCCACCUCCCACACCUACAUCGCCCACAAAAAGCCCUUCCAAACACAACCAGCCUCCACCUCCAACCUCAAACACAAUCAGCCUCCACCUCCCACAUCAACCCCCAAACACAACCAGCCUCCACCUCCCACAUCAACCCCCAAACACAACCAGCCUCCACCUCCCACAUCAACCCCCAAACACAACCAGCCUCCACCUCCCACAUCAACCCCCAAACACAACCAGCCUCCACCUCCCACAUCAACCCCCAAACACAACCAGCCUCCACCUCCCACAUCCAAACCCAACCAGACCCCACCAAUCCCACCCAAACAUAACAACCUCUACCUCCCACAUCACCCCCAAACACAACCAGCCUCCACAUCCAACCCCAAACACAACCAGCCUCCACCUCUCACAUCCAACCCCCAAACACAACCAGCCUCCACCUCCCCAAACACAACCAGCCUCCACCUCCCUCAUCAACCCCCAAACACAACCAGCCUCCACCUCCCACAUCAACCCCAACCAGCCUCCACCUCCCACAUCAACCCCCAAACACAACCAGCCUCCACCUCCCACAUCCAAACCCAACCAGACCCCACCAAUCCCCCCAAACACAAUACGCCCCCUAACCCAACCAGACCCCACCAAUCCCACCCAAACAUAACAAACACAUCUAAACCCCUGAAAACACAACCAAACCAGCCUACAUCUCCCACCUCUCAAAUACCCACCAGUCACCCCAAAACACAACCAGCCUCUACCUCCCACAUCAACCCCCUAACACAACCAGCCUCCACCUCCCACAUCCAUCCCCAACCAGCCUCCACCUCCCACAUCCAACCCCAAACACAACCAGCCUCCACCUCCCACAGCAACCCCCAAACACAACCAGCCUCCUGCUCCCCACAUCCAACCUCAAACACAACCAGCCUCCACCUCCCACAUCCAACCCCCAAACACAACCAGCCUCCACCUCCCACAUCAACCCCAAACACAACCAGCCUCCACCUCCCACAUCAACCCCCAAACACAACCAGCCUCCACCUCCCUCAUCAACCCCCAAACACAACCAGCCUCCACCUCCCACAUCAACCCCAAACACAUCCAACCCCAACCAGCCUCCACCUCCCACAUCAACCCCCAAACACAACUAGCUUCCACCUCCCACAUCCAACCCCCAAACACAACCAGCCUCCACCUCCAUUAACCCCCAAACACAACCAGCCUCCACCUCCCACAUCCAACCCCAAACACAACAAGCCUCCACCUCCCACAUCCAACCCCAAGCACAACCAGCCUCCACCUCCCACAUCCAACCCCAAACACAACCAGCCUCCACCUACUACAUCAACCCCCAAACACAACCAGCCUCCACCUCCCACAUCAACCCCCAAACACAACCAGACCCCACCAAUCCCACCCAAACAUAACAAUCACCCCCAAACACAACCAGCCUCUACCUCCCAUAUCAACCCCCAAACACAACCAGCCUCCAACUCCCACAUCAACCCCCAAACACAACCAGCCUCCACCUCCCACAUCAACCCCCAAACACAACCAGCCUCCACCUCCCACAUCAACCCCCAAACACAACCAGCUUCCACCUCCCACAUCAACCCCCAAACACAACCAGCUUCCACCUCCCACAUCCAACCCCCAAACACAACCAGCCUCCACCUCCAUCAACCCCCAAACACAACCAGCCUCCACCUCCCACAUCCAACCCCCAACACAACCAGCCUCCACCUCCCACAUCAACCCCAAACACAACCAGCUUCUACCUCCCUCAUCAACCACCAAACACAACCAGCCUCCACCUCCAACCCCAAACACAACCAGCCUCCACCUCCAACCCCAAACACAACCAGCCUCCACCUCCCACAUCCAACCCCAAACGCAACCAGCCUCCACCUCCCACAGCAACCCCCAAACACAACCAGCCUCCUGCUCCCCACAUCCAACCUCAAACACAACCAGCCUCCACCUCCCACAGCAACCCCCAAACACAACCAGCCUCCACCUCCCACAGCAACCCCCAAACACAACCAGCCUCCACCUCCCACAGCAACCCCCAAACACAACCAGCCUCCACCUCCCACAUCCAACCCCAAACACAACCAGCCUCCACCUCCCACAUCAACCCCCAAACACAACCAGCUUCCACCUCCCACAUCAACCCCCAAACACAACCAGCUUCCACCUCCCACAUCAACCCCCAAACACAACCAGCCUCCACCUCCCACAUCAACCCCCAAACACAACCAGCCUCCACUGGGUUUCACAUUAAAUGUCUGCUAA